CCGGAAGUAACCUUAGCCGUUGUGCUGAACUGUUUCAAGCGCAGCGUUGAACCCUCUUAACCUAUUUCGAAGAAAACGGGUACAAUAAAUGCCUCGAUAAUUGUUGAUCUAUGUUGCUUAUACGAACCGAUUGACAGCCGUAUGACUCUCUCAUGGAUGACGUGUGUUGAUAGCUUCUGAGGGUGAAGUGGUAGUUAUUGAUUGAAUUAGCAGGUUAGCCGAGCCCCAUCAUGACUGUGGCGGUGUUUUUCGGCUGUACGUUCAUCGCUUUCGGCCCGGCCAUCAGUUUGUUUCUGUUUACAAUCGCCCGGGACCCGCUGCGUGUGAUCUUCCUCAUAGCAGGGGCGUUCUUCUGGCUGGUGUCUUUGCUGCUGUCCUCUCUUGUGUGGUUCAUCACAGUUCAGAUCAGCAACAAGAACAGUGCCACUCAGCAGAGAGGCCUACUCAUUUUUGGAGUCGUGCUCUCUGUUCUGCUUCAGGAGGCUUUCAGAUAUGGUUACUACAGAUUGCUGAAGAAAGCAAAUGAAGGCCUGUUGGCGCUCAGUCAGGAGGACACAAUGCCCAUCUCCAUGCGGCAGCUAGCUUAUGUAUCAGGUCUGGGCUUUGGCUUCAUGAGUGGUGCGUUCUCUGUGGUCAACAUACUCUCGGACUCCUUGGGUCCAGGAACUGUCGGUAUUCAUGGUGACCCUCAGCAUUACUUCAUAUCCUCAGCCUUUAUGACACUGGCCAUUAUCUUGCUGCAUAUGUUCUGGGGGGUUGUUUUCUUUGAGGCGUGUGAGCGACAGAGAUGGUGGGCUCUUGGAGCUGUGGUCAUCAGUCAUCUUAUAGUAUCAUGCCUGACAUUUGUGAACCCACACUAUCAAGGCAGUCUGAUCCCGACCUACAUCAUACUGUCUGUCAUGGCGGCCUGGGCGUACUUAUGUGCUGGAGGAUCUUUGAGGAACCUCAAACUCUGCCUUACCUGUAAAGAUAAAGACUUCCUGCUGGCCAAUCACAGGCCUAGAUAACCCAUCAACUACAAACAGGACUUUCUCCAAAGACCGGCUCACUGAGCCAGUUGGCCGACGACACGGCCAGCAGCCCUGGACUCUGGCUUAUGGUCUAGGUAGUCUGCGUAAGAAUGGUUGCCGAGUAACAGGAAUUUUAUGUCUGCAGAUCUUGCACUUUCUGUAAUUACCUCCUCUUUUGUUUUCCCUUCUGUACCUCAUGUUCUGUGUGUGAGAGAGACACUGAAACCAUGUAAAAGACAGAGAUUGUGUGUGUGUUUUAUACUAAAGAAUUAUGUCUAGAGCUGCUUUCAUAUGUGAUUCUUUCCUCUGUAGCAGAUUUUAAAUGAGGUCUUGUAUAGGUUUGGCAUUUAAAUAGUUUAUUUGUCAGGGUUUCUCCCUUGUAUUUUAUGUUUUACUGACCAAUUAGGCUCAAAUCAUCUGCUAAUAUCAUGUCAUGAGUCUUAGAACAGAUCUCGAAUUCUCUGGAGUGUGGCGUUGUGCUGUCCUUUUAAUUCUAUAAUCUUGUCUUUUAAAAUAUCCUCCUUAACCCUCCCUAGGGCGGCAGUUUAAUUUCCCCGCGGCGUGUAUCGCCAUCCCAGUGGUACUUAAAUGCAUUUAAACUGCUUGGUUUGAAUGAGCAAUCCAGUGGCCACUCUUAAAUGAAACCACUACUCUGAAUCUACAGGAAGCUCGAAGGAUUUUAAAACCUAAGUGGGGUCAGUGCAGUGGUUUCUGUUUAGAUGUCACUUUUAUUAGACUCAUAUGCUUUUAGUUUCCUUUGUAAGACGUAUGACAUUUUCAUUCAUAAUAAAGUAGGUUGAGCUUGAA
Rhinichthys klamathensis goyatoka is the source of this 1817-nucleotide messenger RNA. It is a transcript of the gene aph1b, whose product is annotated as APH1B gamma secretase subunit. The record is from RefSeq and is a predicted model, not a curated record. Gene Ontology annotation, cellular component: gamma-secretase complex; endoplasmic reticulum; membrane. Bases 231 to 1007 code for a protein of 258 amino acids. Gene Ontology annotation, biological process: protein processing; Notch receptor processing; positive regulation of catalytic activity. The transcript has 6 exons. Gene Ontology annotation, molecular function: protein-macromolecule adaptor activity. Lineage: Eukaryota; Metazoa; Chordata; Actinopteri; Cypriniformes; Leuciscidae.